Microtus oregoni (creeping vole) is the source of this 805-nucleotide messenger RNA. Its product is annotated as leucine-rich melanocyte differentiation-associated protein-like. The transcript is spliced from 7 exons. Lineage: Eukaryota; Metazoa; Chordata; Mammalia; Rodentia; Cricetidae. Gene Ontology annotation, molecular function: protein binding. Bases 23 to 805 code for a protein of 260 amino acids. The record is from RefSeq and is a predicted model, not a curated record. Gene Ontology annotation, biological process: melanocyte differentiation.
CCGCCGCAGGGUCCCAGCCACCAUGGCUGGGAUAGUGGUCAGUGGAACUCAAGUGUCUUACAUAGGCCAGGACUGCAGAGAAAUCCCAGAGCAGCUCAGCAGGGACUACGGACAUUUUGCAAAGAGGCUUGAUCUGAGCUUCAACCUGUUGAGGUCACUGGAAGGACUGAGCGCAUUCAGAAGCCUGGAGGAACUCAUCUUAGACAACAAUCUACUCGGUGACGACCUCGUGUUGCCACGGUUACCCCACUUGCACACCUUAACCCUCAACAAGAACCAAAUUACCGAUUUGGAGCACCUCCUCGAUCAACUGGCUAAAGCAACACCAGCCCUGGAGUACCUCAGCCUGCUGGGAAAUGUGGCAUGUCCCAAUGAGCUGGUCAGUUUGGAGAAGGAUGAGGAAGACUAUAAGAGAUACAGGUGUUUUGUUCUGCACAAGUUGCCCAAUUUGAAGUUUCUGGAUGCCCAGAAAGUCACCAGACAAGAACGGGAGGAGGCAUUGGUGAGAGGGGCCUUCAUGAAAGUGGUGAAGCCCAAGCUAGAGAGGACCUCAGAAACCCCUCUGGGAGAGUGGCAGAAGCUUAAGGUCCUGAAGAGGCCUGCGGUUGUGGGGAUUCUGGCGAAGUGGCGGGAGGUAUGCAGGUCCAAGGAAGCCUUCAAGGUUCAGGAGUAUGGACUGCAGAAGAGGCUGCAGGUCACUGAUAUACUUGAGAGGACAAUGGACACAGUCCUGGUAGACAGGACAGCUGCAGGGAAGUCUCCUCAUAGCCCCAGCUCAGCAGAAGGAUGCCUGAUGUUGAAAUAA